UGUUUUCUUGUAGAUAUGUGUGUGAGAGAUUUGAUUUCUCUAUUUCUCUCUCCAAAGAAAGCUUAUCUGCUUCUUGGAUUGACCACAAAGGGAUGGCUCUGGAAGCUGCUUUCUCCAUGAGUUUUUGCUCCUUCUCUGUCCCUAAAGCAAUCUUCUGUGAGAGAGAAACUUCAUCUUUUCAACGAAUCACCUCGAGAGCAAAGGGAAUUGCGGGUGAGAGUCAAGUUCAAAGCUCUGAUGGAGUUGAGACUCAAGUCAAGGAAACUUCUCCCAAAGUAUUUGAUAAACUGCCUGAAAGAAAUUUAGAUACUUGGAGCGGUGGCAGAGAAACAGCAAGAGGACUUUCAGGUUCAGUAGUAAGAAACACUGUACGAAAAGAUACUACUUUACGACAUAUCUCACCUUCUAGUCAUUCAACAAAGGUUAGAGGAGAUAAGCCAGAGAUUUCAGGGGGUGAGAAGAAAGCUAUUGUAGAUAGAAGCAAGGCCUACGUAAAGCUGAAAUCUUUAGGGAAAGAAGUGAGAGACGCAGGCUAUGUACCAGAGACUAAGUAUGUUCUUCACGACAUUGAUGAAGAAGCUAAAGAGAAAGCCUUGAUGCAUCAUAGUGAACGGUUAGCUAUUGCUUUCGGGAUUAUAAACACUCCUCCAGGGACGACAAUAAGGGUGAUGAAGAAUCUGAGGAUAUGUGGAGAUUGCCAUAACUUCAUAAAGAUAUUAUCGAGUAUCGAAGAUAGAGAGAUCAUUGUAAGAGAUAACAAGAGGUUCCAUCAUUUUAGAGAUGGUAACUGCUCUUGUGGAGAUUAUUGGUAGACUUUUGUAUUAAAAGAUGUGAAAUUCUACAAAGUUAUACUAAACUAUGGGCAUAAGCCAUUUAUGCAACUUCCAA
Messenger RNA from Arabidopsis thaliana (thale cress), 888 nucleotides. RefSeq names its product Pentatricopeptide repeat (PPR) superfamily protein (gene DYW1). Bases 93 to 812 code for a protein of 239 amino acids. Lineage: Eukaryota; Viridiplantae; Streptophyta; Magnoliopsida; Brassicales; Brassicaceae. The transcript has a single exon. Gene Ontology annotation, molecular function: zinc ion binding. The record is from RefSeq and is marked reviewed. Gene Ontology annotation, cellular component: chloroplast.